GAAAUAAGAUUUUACACUUGCUCUUGCUGCUUUGAUGGAAGGGAGAGCUGAGCCAUGUCAUGAAAAUAAAAAAUGAAAGUGUUUUCUGUCAUUGAACGUUAAUUUAUGGUGUAUGUGUUAAAUGCUUGUGAAAGUUUUUAAUUAACAACCCUGUUAAAUGCGAGUGUCUACAUCACAAUGGGCCUGGGGAACGUCGGCUCAUUGGCGGUUGUAUCAUUCCCUUAAACUGUUUAGAAAGAAAUGGCUUGGUUCUAUCGCAAAUGAAACAUUUGUAGACAACAGUAAAAAUAAUGUUCAUGGGAAAAGGCAUAGCACUGUAAAUCUAAGGCCGGUUGGACACCACAAGAAAAGAAAAACUGGGUAUAACUUCAGACGAAGUAGCUCGUCAGCUUACAUACAUUCAAAAGUGUCAGAUAAUUUAUUGAGUGAUAAAGAAGUGAAUCAGAAGUUAUGGAGCAAUGAAAAAAAUGUGGCGUUAAAGAGUGAAAAAAUAGUGCGUUGCGAAACGAAUCAAUUAGCAUCGAAUGAACCAAAUGAAGACCAGCUUUUUAUGACUAAAUCUAAAUCCAAUGAUAGCGUAUUAGUUGGUGUGAUUGAUGGACAUGGAGGUAGUUUGUUUGGUGUACAGACUAAGCAACGAUUACCAUAUUACUUGCAUGCAGCAUUAAUUGAUAACAGUGUGCAUUGUAACAACAAUGACUUUCAACCAAGUGAUUUAUUUGAUAAUGUUUUAAAUAAAGAUGCAGUAUCUGAAAAUUUACCCUGGUUUAAAGAUAUUAAUUCAUAUUUGAAUGAUUCAAGAGAUAAUAUUGAUCUCAAUAGCAGUGCUGGUAACAUAUUAUCCUAUGUUUCCAGUCCUCUAAAACAGUUAUUUGCAACUGGAAAUACUGAUGAGAAUCAAAUUCCUUUAAAUUUUGGUGUUAGCCAAGCUAUUAAGGAAGCUUUCUUACGGCUUGAUACAGAUAUGAUAUCAGAAAUGAAGUAUUUAGCUGACUCAAACCAAAUGAAUACACACAACUUGGGAGUAGCUUUGUCAGGUUGUUGUGCUCUUGUUGCAUAUUUGGUCCACGACGAAUUAUAUGUUGCUAAUCUUGGAGAUUGCAGAGCCGUUUUAGGAAGUUAUUGUAAUGGAAACUGGUCAGCAGUACAAUUGACCUAUGAUCACACUGCAGCUUCCAGUCCUGAGGAGAUUCAGCGCAUCCUAUCAGAACAUCCUGCUGAUGAAACCCGUAGUUGCAUACAAUAUGGCCGCUUGUUAGGACGGUUAGCACCUUUAAGAGCGCUGGGAGAUGUCCAAUUUAAAUUAAGUGCCUCAGAGCUUGGUGAUAUGUUUAAGACUUUACCAAAAUUUUCUCCCAUGCAGAAUCUUAAAACUCCCCCCUACCUAAGUGCAGAACCAGACGUUUUUCAUUACAAACUGGAGAAGAGUGACCGAUUUAUUGUGUUAGCUAGUGAUGGCUUGUGGGAUAUGCUAGACAAUGAAGAGGUGAUCGAACUUGUUGCAGCUUACCUCGAGGGAAGGAGAAGUGAGAAAUUACAAGAAAGAGCGCAUUUAUAUGGUGUAGCGAACUGUGACGCCAUUUUAGCAGAUCCGAAUGCGUUUAAAGAUUCGGAGGAUGAAAAUAUUGCGAGUUUUUUAAUUCGUUUCGCACUUGCAGGAUACGAUCGAAAUAACCUUCGAGCUAUGAUGUCUCUCUCGUAUCCUGAUGUGAGAUUGUAUCGUGACGAUAUAUCUGUCGCUGUUAUUUUCUUGGAAAAUGAUGAUGGAAACAUGGUUUCGUGAAUGGAAAAUAAAUAUUUCUGGUUUUAAAUAUUCUUAUUUAAUUAUAAAGUGUAUCUAACAUUAAAAAUGCAACCUUUUUUAUUAUGUGUGGUGGUGUUUUGUUUUUUACUGUUUUAUUCGUAUAAUUUUAUAUACAACAUGUCAACAGAAAAAUUCUUAUUCGUA
Messenger RNA from Hydractinia symbiolongicarpus, 1948 nucleotides. Its product is annotated as pyruvate dehydrogenase [acetyl-transferring]-phosphatase 2, mitochondrial-like. Gene Ontology annotation, biological process: protein dephosphorylation. Bases 158 to 1783 code for a protein of 541 amino acids. The record is from RefSeq and is a predicted model, not a curated record. Gene Ontology annotation, molecular function: protein serine/threonine phosphatase activity. NCBI's taxonomy places the organism in Eukaryota, Metazoa, Cnidaria, Hydrozoa, Anthoathecata, Hydractiniidae. The transcript has 2 exons.